UCACCGUUCACAGUCGCCACCCCCAAACUGCCCAUCAUUCCCGCGCGGCCGCGCCUCCAUUCCCCAAACCCUAGCCCUCCCAACCACGCAGCGCGAUGUCCUCUUCCUCCUCGUCUCGCCGCCGUCGGUUAGGCCGCGGCGACCGACUCGGCCGCAAUCCUCCAACGGCGACGGAGCGGGGUGCGGCGAAGGAGACGAGGGACUGGGCGGAGCUGCCGUUGGACGCGAUAUCGUCCGUCCUCCACAAGCUCGACCACGUCGACAUCCUGACGGGGGCCGGCCAGGUGUGCCGCUCCUGGCGCAGCGCCGCCCGCGACGAGCCCGAGCUGUGGCGCCGCAUCGACAUGCUAGGCCACGCCGACCUCCUCAACGAGCUCAACCUGCACGGGAUGGCGCAGGCGGCCGUCCGCCGCAGCGCGGGGAGGUGCGAGGCGUUCUGGGGCGAGUACGCCGGCGACGACGGCUUCCUCCUCUACCUCGGCGACCAGGCACCAUCUCUCAAGAGUCUUCACCUCAUUUCUUGCAAUGGUGUUUCUGAUGAAGGAUUUACAGAGGCAAUACAGAAGUUCCCGUUGCUUGAGGAUCUUGAGCUUUCAUUGUGUCCAUAUGUGGGUGAGAGUGGUGUGUUUGGGGUUGUUGGAAAAGCAUGCCCGCAACUGAAGCGCUUCAGACUGAAUAGGGACGGGUUCUACUAUCUCGACAGUAGAGACUACGACAUGGAUGAGGAAGCCCUGGGGAUUGCAACUAUGCACGGGCUACGCUCUUUGCAGCUGUCUGGCAAUCGCGUCACCAAUAAAGGAUUGGAAGCCAUCCUGGACAAUUGCCGCCACCUGGAGUCCCUUGACAUUCGGCGCUGCUUCAACGUGAAGAUGAACGACAUCUUGCGUGCAAAGUGUGCCAGGAUAAGCUCACUGAGGCUUCCCCAUGAACCCAACUGAUGACUGCACUUCCAGGUUGAGAGCCCUGUUUGGGUGGGUUUAGUGUUCUUUUCAGUUGAUUAUACAGGUUCUGGUUCUGACUGUGAGCUUGGGUCGCAAGAUUACAACGAUUGCUGUGAUCCUUACCGCUACCUUGAUGGCGUGUACGAGUACGAGCUUAUGAAGUAAACUCCGUCGUAUGUGGUGAUUGAAGUGGCUCGAUGUUUCAUCUUUUUGCCGAAGUAUCUGCACUACUCUUGGUCUUGGCAUGACCUGUACUUUGCUGCUUCUGCUAAUGGCAUGGAUCUUCUAUUGUGUCAAGUCCUAGAGUAUCAUAGACAGUGCUCCGUGCAUUGUACAACCAUCUUGUGGAACAUUUGGUUUGUUAGAAGUCCUAUAUUACCCUUGCAGUUGAGUCGAAGUUGCUGUGAAAUAUGCUUUGUAGUUGUGAAAAAGACUAAACCUGUUUGAUCAAUAUUUGUCCCUGUGAUAGAUGUCGGCUAUUGUGCACCCA
Lolium perenne is the source of this 1431-nucleotide messenger RNA. Its product is annotated as F-box protein SKIP19-like. Gene Ontology annotation, molecular function: protein binding. The record is from RefSeq and is a predicted model, not a curated record. Lineage: Eukaryota; Viridiplantae; Streptophyta; Magnoliopsida; Poales; Poaceae.